Messenger RNA from Cornus florida, 871 nucleotides. Its product is annotated as DNA polymerase II subunit B4. The transcript is spliced from 3 exons. The coding region runs from base 172 to 630 and encodes 152 amino acids. NCBI's taxonomy places the organism in Eukaryota, Viridiplantae, Streptophyta, Magnoliopsida, Cornales, Cornaceae. Gene Ontology annotation, molecular function: chromatin DNA binding; protein heterodimerization activity. Gene Ontology annotation, cellular component: epsilon DNA polymerase complex; CHRAC. The record is from RefSeq and is a predicted model, not a curated record. Gene Ontology annotation, biological process: leading strand elongation; DNA damage response; heterochromatin formation.
GACCUGCAGAUGGCGGGAAAUUAACCUAGAUAUGCUCUAUAGAAACCCCAAUCGGCCAAUCCCACGACUCUUUGUAGAGUUUUUUAGAUCGAUCACGAGGAGACUGAGAAUCCUCCUGUGUUUAUAUUUAGAGAGAGAAAGAAUUGUAGAGAGAGAGAGGGAUAUUAGGACAUGGCGGAGAAGGAGAAAGUAGUAGCGGAGACGGAGGAGCUACCGAAGGCUAUCGUUCGCAGGGUGGUGAAAAAUAAGCUCUCUCAGUUUUCUGGCCAAGGUGACAUUUCUGUUCUUAGGGAAGCUCUCCAGGCCUUCUCUGAAAGCGCUCGUAUCUUCAUUCACUACCUUUCCGCCACGGCAAAUGACAUAUGUAAGGAGUCUAAAAGACAAACAAUCAAUGCCGAUGAUGUAUUUAAAGCUCUUGAAGAGAUAGAGUUUCCUGAAUUUGCUGGGCCUCUUAAAGCUUCUCUUGAAGAGUUCAGGCUAAAGAAUGCUGGAAGGAGGUCGGGAAAGGCAAAGGAAGCGAAAAAAGAGAGUAAAAAGAAAGAGACACCUACAGAAAAUGGAGAUGAAGGCAAACAGGAAGAUGGGGUUGAAAGCGAUCCUGAGGAGGAUGAAUCUCCUGAUAAUAACUAAGCAAGAACAUCAUUUACCCACAUCACAGGUAAAUCGAAGAAUUGGCAUACUGAUUUUAUCUGCCAUCCCGGUGUUUUAAGUUGGUAGCUUAGCAUUCUACAUUUUGUAAGAUGUUUUUUUUAGAAAGUAUGCUAUCAUGUAGAUGCUGAAUGGAUCCGUAAAGGCUAGGACUGUAUCGUCUUAGUUAUUCAAUGAAGUCAGUUUCAGUCUGAUGGGAUUAUAUUGGUUCUUGAUAUACUAA